Molecule: messenger RNA, 735 nt
Organism: Rotaria socialis
Lineage: Eukaryota; Metazoa; Rotifera; Eurotatoria; Philodinida; Philodinidae
Source: the annotation of a GenBank genome assembly
AUGGCAUCACCUCCGAUAACACAAAACCAUAAUAAAGAUGCUAGCUCGAGUACACUAUCUGAAAUUCAAGCCGAUCAUCAUGCACGCCAAUUUGAUAUAAAAGUCGUACGAGAUGCAUUUGUUAAUUGCAUUCAACCAGAUAAUACACUUCUUCUUUCCGAAUAUGUUCGUGCUUAUGAUGAACUAUGCAUCUUUGUCGCUUCUCUUGGUCAUGUUUUUGAAUGGGCUAUAAAAGAUCUGAGUAGUAAAUUAAUUAUUCUUCAAGAAUACCAACGAAUAGAUCCAGUCAAUUAUGAAUCAAUACAAUCUAUGAUUGCUUAUGAAGUUAAAUCUGAACGAGUUAAAACAAGAGAUACAAAUAUACAAGUUCAAUCAGGAAAAGUUUUACCCAACGGCUGUCGAACAUUAUUAAGAUUGCAUCGAGCACUUGGCUUUAUUUCAUCAUUUCUAAGUCAAAUGCGUAUAGCACCUGAUGAUGCAAGCUCAGCAUCCAUUGCUUGGAAUGCUUAUUCAGCAACGCUUGGACAUUUUCAUUCAUGGGUUAUUAGACAGACGAUACAUGCUGCAAUUACGUUGACAGUUCCUAACCGUCAGACAUUACUCAAUAAAUUACUAAUUAACCGAAGUCACGACGAAAUCGACACAUUCUGCGUUGAUAUUGUACAAUCGUGCAAUAAAGUCGAAAGUAUUACACAAGAACUGUAUGAAUUAAACGACUUAACUAGGCUACCAUAA